Messenger RNA from Astrephomene gubernaculifera, 1074 nucleotides. The record is from the annotation of a GenBank genome assembly. NCBI's taxonomy places the organism in Eukaryota, Viridiplantae, Chlorophyta, Chlorophyceae, Chlamydomonadales, Astrephomenaceae.
ACCGCAUAGAGGCGCUAGCGCUUAAUCAUGCUAGUAAGCAAAAUAUUAUGUAACCCAACAUUUGCCAGCAUCCCUACCUCUUCCUGCACUUCUGUUACGGGCUAUACCAAUGGCGCUUGCACAAGGCCCGGUGCCCUUUGAUGAAUCAGGCAUAAUAGAUGAACUAUUGCUUGCACUAGUAGGCAUCCAUGGAGACCUGUUCGUGGACACUAACGACAGGGAGGAAAAGGACGAAGACAACUGGCAGCUGCCCGGCCCUUCAGAAUGUUCCGUACACAUUUCACCAGAGCUCACCUGGAUAGGUGAAUCUGACCGCCAGGUGCUGUCCGACCUGCUGCGGCUGGGCUUCCACUUCAAGGCGGUCAGCACCUUCGUGGACUGGGAGCACGCGCCCUGGGAGCCACACCCGCGGCACGGCAGGCGGCCGCCCUCCGUGUACCGCCGGGCGCUGGCGUCGGGGCUCACGGAGCUGCUUGACGACUACCGCAUCGCUGUGUUGCAGCUGCAGCGGGAGCUCCGGCAGCAGCAGGCGCCCGCACUGCCCACCAUAUGUCACCGCAUGUGGGAGUACACGGACGUGUUGUUCUCGCUGCACUCGCUGGUGUGGUCGCAGGACGCGGUGUCGCUGGCCCCCACCUUCUCCGCCGCCGACCUGAUCAACCGACUGCACGCGGACAGCCGCUGCUGCGGGGUGCCGGCGGUGCGACAGGCGCUGGGGCGGCUGCUGUGGCACUGCAACCAGGUGCUCAUGCAGCAGCUGGCGGCGUGGAUGAUGCACGGCAUGCUGCAGGACCCGCACCGGGAGUUCUUCAUCCAGCCGCGAGCUGCACCUCCGCCACCACCACCACCUGCUGCUGCUGGUGCCUCCACCGCCGCAGCAACAGGAGCAGGAGUAGCAGCCUCCACAGCUGCAGGGGCACACCAGCAGCAACACCAGCAGCAGCAGGUGCCACACCGAGAAGACGAGGGGGGAGGUGCGGCAGAGGCGGCAGCAGCAGCAGCUGCUUCGGCUGCCGCCGCUGCUAGCAGCAGCGGCCGAGCGGAUGACGACGCGGCGUAUCGGGAGUGGCACGG